Penicillium pulvis is the source of this 1233-nucleotide messenger RNA. Its product is annotated as cyclin family protein. NCBI's taxonomy places the organism in Eukaryota, Fungi, Ascomycota, Eurotiomycetes, Eurotiales, Aspergillaceae. The transcript has 2 exons. Bases 1 to 1233 code for a protein of 410 amino acids. Gene Ontology annotation, molecular function: protein kinase binding; cyclin-dependent protein serine/threonine kinase regulator activity. Gene Ontology annotation, biological process: regulation of cyclin-dependent protein serine/threonine kinase activity. The record is from RefSeq and is a predicted model, not a curated record. Gene Ontology annotation, cellular component: nucleus; cyclin-dependent protein kinase holoenzyme complex.
AUGGCUCUCAACCGAGCUGCCCUCGAUGAAUUCGUCACGCAGCGAGUCACUCGGGAGAUGAUUAGCUAUUUGGCUCAACAGGCAUCACACGUUAUCCGCUGCGAAGCCCAUGUGACCAACACUGUCAGCCAACAUGGCCAACCGACACCCCCCGCAACUCCUCCCAUGGACCCGGCAGACCCCUCCCUGCCCCCAUUGCCGUCUACUGAAGUCUUCAUCGCCUCUCUCGUUGCUCGGUCGCAGGUCCAAGUGCCCACUCUCAUGAGCUCCCUCGUGUACCUCGGCCGUCUGCGUGCUCGUCUGCCUCCUGUCGCCAAGGGCAUGCGCUGCACUGUUCACCGGAUCUUCCUCGCCUCGCUGAUCCUCUCCGCAAAGAACCUCAAUGACUCGAGUCCCAAGAACAAGCACUGGGCUCGGUACACUGCGGUCAAGGGUUACGAAGGAUUUGGCUUCUCACUACCCGAGGUGAACUUGAUGGAACGUCAGCUGCUCUUCCUGCUGGAUUGGGACACCCGCGUGACCGAGGAGGAUCUGUUCACAUACAUGGAGCCCUUCCUCGCUCCCAUUCGUCAACGUCGUGAACUUCAGUUGCGCGAACAAAAGGCUCAGGAGGAGCAACAGCGCAAGCAACAGCAGCACCGUGAAUGGCGCCGUCUGCAUGUUUCGGCGGAUCUGCUGGCCAGCCGUCUUCGUCGUCAAAAGCUGGAGGCCAGAGUCGAUGGUCGUCGGAUUCCCGAUCACUCUCUUCGUCGUCUCCCGAGCCAUGUCUCGUGCCCCAGCAUCAACACCACCCAAUCUCCGCAGUUCGCUGCCGAAACCGAUCGCUACAACCCAUAUCCCCGUCAUCGAACAUCGCCUCACAGGCCUGCUCGAUCCAUCUCUCCCCCAUCUAUCCGUGAUGUUCCCGGUCUCUCCCACACCGAGACUUUCAACUCUCUCUGCUCUCGUUCGUCCAGUGUCGCCCCCAGCUCCCGCGGCACCCCAGGAAGCAUCAGCACUGUUUCGUCCCACAGCAAUGAUGACUUCGCUAUUUCCGACUCGAACACUAGCCCAUCCACCGCGUCUCUGACCUACAGCUACGUCAAUGUCGGCGCCAUGGAGAAGCAACCCUUCGAGCCGGUCCGUCAACCCAGCAAGAAGAUGAAAGCCCACGGUCACUCCGGCGGCUUCGUUGCCCGCUUCCUCGCCUCUGCUACAGGCUCCUAUGGCCGCAUCGGUCGGCCACACGCUUAA